UAAAAUGGGUUGCGGUGAGAUACAUUACUGUCAUGAAAAUAACUGCGCGUGCAAAAAAACGGGAUCGCUUUUAGGCGGAUGGCUGUCAGCAGACGAAGCAGUGUGGCAUGCGCGAACGUUUUCACAAGUUUUCACUUUUAGCACUUGUUGUGAGAAGAAUGUGACGGUUUCAACGAGCAGAAGUGAUGGGCCUGCAUCUUUCUAGCAGGAAGGGUGUGAGCUCUUGGUGGUUUCCUCUUGAGUAGUAUCUGAUGAGUGAAACCAGUAGUGGGUGCUUUGGGUGUGUUCACUUGACAUUGCAGAGAUGCAGAUGUCAAGCACUUUGCAUCUUCGGAGAGACCAAGCCAACAGAUCUUCCCCGCAAACCGAUGUAAUGGUCUUCUGUGAACUUCACAGAGGAGCGGAGGGCGCGAUCCUGGCCACUGGGUGAUCAUGUUAAGAUGCCGGUGUUUGAUCGCUUGUGCAUCGUGCUCUAUCAUGCAGUGGUGCCACUACUGGUGGUCCUGCUUUCAGCCUCAGGACAUCCGCAGACCUUCCCCUGCAGGCUGAUCCGAAGCACGGCUCUGUGCAACAGCUAUCAGCUCUCUGCCAUACCAGAUCAUUUACCACGGCAAAUUGAGGAGAUCUUCUUAGACAAUAACCUUCUGUUAAAUCUUCAAGAUGGUUGUCUCUCCAGAUAUCAUCUUCUACGGACAAUCAGCUGUGCGAACAAUCAGCUAAUGGCGGUGGAAGAGAGCGUGUUCUCUGAGUCGUCUCUUUUAGAAAACCUCAAUUUAGCCAAUAACGAGCUUCACUAUGGACACAAGCAAGUGGCCCAGUCCUUAAGCUCUCUGUCCCAAAUAAAGACCCUUGAUCUUUCAGGUAAUGGCCUCUCGGAGGACAUGGUGUCUCUGCUGGUACAGAAUCUGUCCUCGCUUGAGUCUCUAUACUUGUCCCGGAAUGCCAUGCUGAGGCUGGAUGAGUCAACAUUCAGAAACCUUCAUCAGCUUAGGGAGCUGAACGUUGAGAGAAACUUGUUGUUUGAGAUCGAUGGAGCAUUUGAUCACAUGAACAAGCUCCAAAGGUUGAACCUGGCCUUCAACUGUUUACCAUGUUUGGUCAACUUUGAAAUGACCCAACUGCUGGUCCUAAAUGCCAGCCACAAUUCAAUUGAGUGGUUUAUAACCAAUCAAAAUUUGACUGAGACCUUUCAGCUGGAAACGUUGGACCUGUCUGACAACCAUUUGCUGUUCUUUCCAUUCCUUCCAACAAAAAACCGAAUAAGAACUUUAUUGUUGUCCAAUAAUCGAGUUGGUUUUUACCAACACUUAUCAAAUUACACAUCUUCAAACUGGAGCACUAGUGUUGAGUACUACAACUUGGGGCAAAAUGUAAGCAGCAUCACAGUAGAGCUCUGGAAUGAGAACCUUCACGGUGAUCUUUCAUCAGUAGAGCUCCUGGACCUGAGUGAAAACAAGGUGAACUACUUCCCUCAGGGAUUCAUUCAACAGAUGCCACAUCUUUACUGGCUGAGGCUGAGAAGUAACUGUUUACAGUCCCUCGGGUUGACGUCUGAAGAUCUACCAGUCACCCUCUAUGAACUGGACGUUAGCCGAAACAGGUUAACUGAGCUGAAAGCAAGCCAACACUCCAUUAGCGAGCUGAACAAUCUCACGCAUCUCAAUCUGAGUUCAAAUGACCUUCAGAACCUCCCAACUAGGAUUUUUGCUAGUCUUCCAAAACUUGGCACACUAGAUCUCAGUCACAACACUGUGGAUGUGUGUUACUUGCCGAGUUCGUCAGGAUGUGUUGUGUGGUCCAACAUCGUUUCCCUAAAACAGCUCUAUCUUGCCGGGUGUAGCAUUCAGAACAUCCCGUCUUCAGCGUUCAAGGGCACGCCACUAACCCAUCUCGAACUUUCUAACAAUCCGGACCUAAACCUCAAACAGGAAUCUCUGGAAGGUCUCGCUAACACUUUGCAGCACUUGGGACUUGGAAAUACUGGUCUUCAAGACUUUGACUUCUCUUUAUACGGCCAUUUGAAGAGUUUAAACAUCUGUAGAAACUCACUACCAGAACUUCCUGAAUCUCUAAUAACAUUAAAACUGGAGCUUCUGGACUUGAGGGAUAACAUGUUGACAACCAUCCCGUCCCAACAUGCUGGCAUGUUAGCUCAAAGACUGCAGACUGUUUAUAUGAAUGGAAAUGCCUUCAACUGUUGCCAUUUAGACUGGUACAGGACCUUCGGGGAGAAUGAAGGCAUCAGUAUUGUAGAUCUCUCAGAGAUUACAUGUUUGGACUUAAACCACAGGCGUCACAAGGUCAUGCUUUUGGACGCCAUCCACUGUGGUGGUUCCAGCAAUGAGGAGUCUGUUGUUUGGUACAUUCUUCUCUUUGCAACAGUCAGUGUUUCCAUCAUGGGUAUAUCCGUCAUUUACAUGCUCACCUUUAAGCCAAGAAUGUUGCCUCGUGCUAUUAAAAAGAGAUGCUGGAGGCCGGUUCCUUAUUGAGAAGCAUGCUAUUGUAAAACUAAUGAAUGAAGGGGCUAACAUGUUAAAUAUGCUCUUAAAGGUUGCUACUUUCAGACAACUGGACAUAACAGAAGAGAAAUAUGAUAUUAAUGUGAAAGAUUUAGGCCAUAUUGGUCUCUAAACAUGAAUGUAUUUCAUUUUAUCCUUAUUAAAAUGCAGGAAAAGAGUUUGGCUGCUGGAUGGUUUGAUAUUUACCUUUUAAAGAAAAGUUGCAAUUAUACUUUCAGUCAUGAUAUUUUAUAUUUGCAUUUAUUCAUUUGGCAAAAGCUUGAUCCAAAGCAACUUGUAGUGCAUUCAAUAUCCCAUGUAACAAAGUUAGGUUGAAAGAACAUUGUUUUAAAAUAUGUUUCUAAAAUGUAGAAAUGUCCAGUUUUCUUGUUUUGAUUAUAACGUUAUUUAAAGGUAACAAAAAUGUUUUAAUUUUUUAUUUUUUUUUACAAGUACAAAUAUCAUCAUAAGGACAAUCUGAGAAUGUUGAACUCAGAACGUUUUCUCUCAAUGUUAUGUGAACGUAUAUAUAAUAUUAAUAAAAGUUAUUUGAAUGUUCCAUGUAAAUUA
Molecule: messenger RNA, 3068 nt
Organism: Cyprinus carpio (common carp)
Lineage: Eukaryota; Metazoa; Chordata; Actinopteri; Cypriniformes; Cyprinidae
Product: transforming growth factor beta activator LRRC33-like
Exons: 4
Coding region: 441-2489 (682 amino acids)
Cellular component (GO): extracellular matrix
Molecular function (GO): protein binding
Source: RefSeq, a predicted model, not a curated record